This is a messenger RNA of Priapulus caudatus, 1375 nucleotides long. RefSeq names its product epithelial cell adhesion molecule-like. Gene Ontology annotation, molecular function: serine-type endopeptidase inhibitor activity. The record is from RefSeq and is a predicted model, not a curated record. The transcript has 9 exons. Lineage: Eukaryota; Metazoa; Priapulida; Priapulimorpha; Priapulimorphida; Priapulidae. Bases 16 to 1275 code for a protein of 419 amino acids.
UGCUGCCUAUAUAACAUGUCGUUUGAUACAUUGCCCUACUACUGCUGUGCAGAAUCACGUGAUAUCGACGUUUGCACGCAAGCACCAAAUCCUGGACCAUGCGACAACAACCUACAGAGGUGGUACUACGAUACGGGAGCGGGUGUUUGCUCGCUGUUUAAUUACGGCGGAUGUGGAGGAAAUGGAAACAACUUCGCAACGCUUCAAGGAUGUCUGAUACGUUGCCAAGAGCGCGCCACCUGUGAUACGCCACCAGAGGUGGGCUCUUGCCGCUCGAAUUUCCAGCGCUGGUUCUUCAACUCAAAGACUAGUUCAUGCGAGACCUUCACGUUUGGUGGCUGCAGUACCAAUCUGAAUAACUUCUUCAGUAAGGGAGAAUGUCUUGCCAGGUGUGGAGUUGACACGACCAGAUCUACCUGUCCAGGAGCGCGACAAUGCGACACUACGAACCUGUGCGCUGACAACACGUGCGAGUUCAACCCUAAUGCGACAUGUACCAUCGACCCGUGUCGUUGUGAGGUUGUCUUCAAAGACGAGUUUGGCAAGACCGUCGAUUGCGGAAAACUGUUACCAAAGUGUCUGCGCGAUAGACUGGCCCACCGGCUGGGUAACUACAUGCCACAGUGCGACGAAAACGAUGCCUACAAACCGCUGCAGUGUGUGGAUGGCGGGUCCGAGUGUUGGUGUGUCGACAGUCUAGGCAGCGAAGUGCCAGAUACCCGCGUCUCCGGACGUACGCCCUCUUGCCGUGUAAACGACGUGGACAAAGUAAACAUUGUUCUCCGCUUCCCAGUAGAGUUCAGCACAGUGGAAGGCCAACAACAAGAGUUUAUUGAGCUGCUUAUAUCUGUGCUGAUGAACGAUUUCCAGUUAACAAGAGCCCAGAUUGAAGAUAUUCGUCUGUACCGUGGAAGCAUUAUCGCUGAAAUUGUAGUUACCGGAGAAAAUGCGACAAACGCUGUGGAUUUCCUGCAACACAAUGUACGGGAGAAACAUUUCGUCGUGGAGCUGAAUGGAGAGCUGCUGGUACCGGACAGUGCCGUCGCCACAUACUACAGGUCACCCAUCUCAGAGAAGCAGCUGCGAGAAUUGGAACACAGCAACUUCGUCAAGAAGGUGGUGUUGGCCGUCGUCGGCAGCGUCAUGGGUGUGCUGCUCAUUGCUGGCGUCAUCAUAUGCUGCGUGGUACAGAAAAAGAAAAACACGAAAUCGGCCGAUCUCGAUAACCCUAAUGCGGUCGUACCAACCAUGUAUGCGGCUGGUCCGAAGUAUUAGAUGAACAUCGGCAGUCAAUCCUCAACUCCUACCCUCCAACUCCUAUACCCAACUCCCAACUCCAAUACCCAACCCAACCCAAACCCAACCCAACCCUCCC